Molecule: messenger RNA, 5340 nt
Organism: Liolophura sinensis
Lineage: Eukaryota; Metazoa; Mollusca; Polyplacophora; Chitonida; Chitonidae
Product: polycystin-1-like protein 2
Exons: 21
Coding region: 1-5340 (1779 amino acids)
Biological process (GO): detection of mechanical stimulus
Cellular component (GO): membrane
Molecular function (GO): calcium channel activity; calcium ion binding; protein binding
Source: RefSeq, a predicted model, not a curated record
AUGGCGAUCCGCCCAAACAGUCUUCUCCCGGGUAACGUUUAUUCGCUAGAGCUACAGAUUGCCAAUCUGGCAGGCCGCAGUCCAGGAUUGGUCACCCUCAACUUUGUGGUCAAUUACCCGCCAUACAACGGGACCUGUGGAAUCACUCCUGAUACAGGUUAUGCAGCGCUUGACAGUUUUCAUUUGGAGUGCCACCACUGGCUGGACGAGGGAACAAACACUAGCCGAUCAGACCAGGACAUGGGCGAUCAUCUGUGGUACGAGUUCCUUCUCCUGGUGGACACCAAGUCUAGUCUGCUGUAUGCCGGGGAGAGCCGGAGGGCGCCCCCUGUGGAGCUGACACCUGGACGAGAAGAGGACGGCUACCACGUGACCAUCCUAGCCAACAUUUACGACGCAAAUAAUGGGAUGGCACAAUUCAACAUUACCGCGCGGGUGCUGCCACCACUAAAGCGUUACUCGGCCAUUACCAAUAAGACGGACGUGGACACGGUCAUUGGAAAGUUGGACAAUCGACUAGAGCGGGCUGUUAUCACCGGGGAUAUAGCCACUGUGGCGAGGGUGACCCAGGCUUCUGCGUCCGUUUUGAACGUCCUGGAUCUUCCUGGAGAGAACUCGACAUUGACAAAUGACCCAGACCCAUGGUUAAGUUCCAAACCUGCUGAUCUCCCAAAAGGAAACGAAAGUGCCAAGGCAUGGGGAACUUUAUGGGCCGAUCUAGAGUCUCCAACAGACACCCACAUGAAAGCCUCAUUACAAUCUGCAACAUGGAGAUUUGCCGACUCGCUUUCCUCGACCUUGGACACUAUUAAUGUGACGUCAACAGAAAUUGUGCAUCACGUGACAGGCAGUUUGUCAGUCGUCAUGAAAAACCCUUCCCGAAUUCCAGACGACGCUUUGAAUAAAGCUGGGGAAACUCUGAAAAAGCUGGGAAAUUCACUGGAAAACGUUGUCCAUGAGGAUAUGAGCGAUACUCACGUGGGCACAGUUCUGGACGCAAUGCUGAACUCAGUGGCGGGUGUUAUGAAAGCCGCAAGUCCGGGGGAAAACAUACCCAGCGACAUCAUUUCCGUUAGCGAAGCUCUGAGAGAGAUCGAAAAAAGCCGAAGCUACACGGACAAAGAGAAGGACUCAGACACAAAGCUCCGUCUGGAGGGAAGUGAUCUUCGUGACGAAGAAAGGGCAUUUCUGUAUGUCCGCAAAUCUGCACAACGGAGAUACGAAUAUAACAAAAGACACAGUGUGGCUAGAGCUGUGACCAAGCAGUUGACACACUCCGUUGACCGUGUGUUACAUGCUGCGUCCACGUUUCUCGUGCUGGGUCAGCAACCCGUGAUGUUACAGAACGAUGACAUCUCUGCAAGUGUCGCCCGAGACACUUUGUAUAGAUUCCUGAAUCGUACUCACCAGACAGGAGACAUCCGCCUGUACACCCACCCCUCACUCGACUCUUCAUCUGUGGGCGAAUCGGUUGAAGUGAUUUUGAAGACCAGCGUGUACACCAAAAAUCAGUUUCUCAUGGGGGAUAGAAAGGAAGGUAACAAUGUCGCUGCUGUCCAGAUGGGCUUUGUUUUUGAGGAGCUUCCCGACGAUGACCGAGCGGUUCCUAACAUUAGCUUGAAGCAUGAGCUCGCUGUUCCCGUCCCAGAACAAGUCACCUUCAGGACCACAGUACCUGAAUACAUUCCCCUGGAUAGAGACAAGCUGCUCUACCAUCGACUCGAACUGUCCUCCAUCCGUUACAGCGCCAUCAUAUACUUGAGGCCUUCUAUAGCCAACACAGGGUACGAGGCCUUCUUCCGUUCCGGGAACUUCCCAACGGCUAAGACAUAUGAUUACAGGACGGAGUCAGAACCUGUGGGACCGGGAAACGAUCUUAAGCACGCGAGGAGGCCGAAUAUGCCCGAAAGCCUGGAAGUGUAUGAACCCAUGUCUAUGGAUAGCGCGAAUUUCAGUAAAAUUAUGGAGGCAAAUUUCGACGUAGGUGUUGUGACGUUGGAGUGUAGCGCAUGGGAGGAGGGUGCAGAUGAGUGGGACAGCGAGCUAUGUGAGUUUAGCGAGAAGUCCAGCUUAGAAGAAACAGUGUGUUCGUGCGAUCAUCCUGUGUUGUCGAUGCUGAAUGCGGCUCAGAAUUUCGUCGUCCCAGUGAACACUAUAGACUUCUCCACCAUAUUUGCCAAGAUUGACCUUCGCAACAACGCAUCUGUAUUCGCCUGCGUUCUGACACUGCUCAGCUUGUAUGUCAUACUGGCCUUUUGGGCUCGACGAAAAGAUCAGGGCGAUGUGCUGAAGUGGGGAAUUACGUCUCUGGCGGACAACCACUCGAAGGACCGUUAUCUCUACAUCAUAACAGUGUACACCGGCAUGCGUCUUGGUGCUGGUACCAGGUCACGCGUAGGCUUUGCCGUCGUGGGCGACGACUCCGACACCGGCUUACGACUUCUCAAUGAUGGUAUACGGAAGGAAAUCUCCAGCCGCAGUGUCAUGCACUUCCUGUUGGCCGUCCCCAGAUCAUUGGGAAAUCUCCAGUAUAUGAGGAUCUGGCACGAUAACUCCGGGCAGGGAAGUAUGGCCUCCUGGUUUUUGCAUAAAGUCGUCAUCGAGGAUAUCCAAACUGACAGACGAUAUAUUUUUAACUGUGGCCGUUGGCUUGCAGUAGAGAAGGACGAUGGAAUGAUAGAGCGACUACUUCCGGUCACUGCUAAACAAGACCUGGUGACGUUCAAGGGGCUGUUCUACAACAACACGCGAAAGAAUUUCACGGACAACCAUCUGUGGUUCUCAGUGAUCCUGCGGCCCCAGCGGAGCCAGUUCACCCGUCUCCAGCGCCUCUCCUGCUGCCUCAGUCUGCUUUUCCUAGCCAUGUUAAGCAAUGCCAUGUUUUACCAUACAGGGGAGAACGUCGUCAACCCCACGGUUGUCAACAUGGGCAUCUUCCGCUUUUCUCUCCAGCAGCUGUACAUCUCCGUUAUCUGCCUCCUCAUCGUCACGCCCGUCAACAUCCUCAUCGUCUGGAUGUUCAAGAAGUCCAAGGCUCAUUGGCAUAAGCUAGAUACAUCUCAGGACCACGGUUGUGGCUGUUGCGCUAUCCCACUUUUAUUCCGGACUUCCGAAGAGCAAAAGAAGCUACAGAGAGCCCUGGUCACACGUGGCUUCCACAGUGAGAAAGAAAGACGACUACCCCAUUUCUGUGUGUAUAUAGCCUGGGUGGUUAUAUUCCUUUGUGUGACCAUAUCCGCCUUCUUCCUGUUCCUGUACAGCCAGCAAUGGGGGAAAGCCAAAACCGAGGAGUGGCUCACAUCAUUCCUACUAUCGUUUAUAGAAAGCCUCUUCGUUAUAGACCCUCUAAAGGUGCUUGUUGUUGCUGCUCUCUUUGCUAUUUUCAUUCGGAAGCCGGAAGAAAGUGCAAGUGAAGGAUUUGACAAAGCGGAAAUUAAAACUAGCCAGCCGGUUAUGGGACUUACAGAAGAUGGAGAGCGGAAAUCCAUGGAGCCCUUGAGCGGAGAAGAUCUGAAAAACGCGCAGGCGGCUAGACACAAGGAAACCAAAGCCUUCGGCGUCUUGCGAGAAAUCAUACUCUACAUCAUUUUCCUGUUUAUAGUGUACACGAUUGGGUACAGCAAUCGGGACAACCGCGGCUUUAACUUCCAUCAAAACAUGCUACACACCAUGAUGACCCCUAAACAGACCAUUGGUUUGACACAGGUCCACACCACAGAGACCUUUUUCCAGUGGCUGAAUAAGACAGUCUUCCCAGCUUUAUUUCAAGAAAACUAUUACCAAGGCUCAAGGCGUCGUUGGUGGGAGAGGUAUUAUAUCCGAGACUGGCAGAAUUACAGGGUGGGGCCACCCAGAAUGCGCCAGGUUAGAAGUCCAUCCAUUGAAAUGUGUUUUAAGAAGAUAAUGGGAGAAACACCCUGUAAUGACAGAUACCAUUUGUACCAUCAGGAGGCCAAAGACUUCUGUUUAGGUUGGAAAGAACCGCCUUGCCCGGAAGAAGAAUCCGUUUAUCAGUUUACAUCAAAUGCUUGGAAAUUCACUUCGUACACGGAUGCUUUAAGCAUGCCGUUGUUUGGCUACUACAACACCUACAGUGGAGGGGGCUACAUUGCUGAGCUAGACGUCAACUUGGAUGUGUCACAGAAGAUCUUAGAGGAGCUGUUCUCUGAGCUGUGGGUGGACAGACAAACCCGCGCGGUAAUCAUUGAGUACACUGUGUUUAAUGCCAACACCAACCUGUUUUGUUAUGUUAACCUCAUGGCGGAGUUUCCGGAAACCGGAGGUGUACUAACAUACUACAUCAUCAGGCCGAUCCGGAUAUACCAGCACACGGGAGCACUAGGCGCUUACAUCUUCUUCAAUGAAAUGAUAUUUGUUGUUGUCGUUUUCAUAGCAGCGAUCAAGGUCAUGUGGAAGCUUCGGAGAUUAGGAUUUAGGUACUUUAGCGAUUUCUGGCACAUCAAUGAGUUCUUCUGCCUGCUGACUUGCCUAGCCGCCAUUGCAAUUUAUGUGGUUCGUGAGGUGAUAUCACGUCUGACCAUGGCUAAGUUUCGGGAAAACCCUAAGCGUUAUGUCAGCUUUUACAACAUCACCAUUUGGGACGAAGUCCUCGUCAACCUCGUAGGGCUUCUCAGCUUUAUAUGCACAGUGCGCAUGAUCAGAAUCCUUGGUUACAGCAAGCGCUCUUCUGAUCUCAUGCAAGUGUUGAUGAACGCAGGAAAGGACUUGUAUUAUUUCAGUAUAAUGUUUUUCUUGCUUUUCGCCCCUUUCGCCAUUGUAGCCUUUGUGAUCUUUGGGCCUGUUAUUGAAGAUUACCGCGAUAUGUUGGUAACCACGGCAACUUUAAUCACGUGCAUGAUUGGACGAUCACCUUUCACGGAGAUGAGGUUAAUGGAGCCAUUUUUCGCUCAGGUCUACUUUGCUUCAUUCAUCUUUUUUGAGGUAUUUAUUCUGUUGACCAUGUUUCUGGCCAUUUUGAACGAGAGUAUCACUGCCGUGAGAGCUGAAGAAGAAGUGGACUACACACAACAUGACAUGCUAGACCUUUUGAUAGAAAAGUUCAAAGGUGCCAUAGGCUUGUUUCUUCCUAAGCGCCUAAAGCAGGUGGUGCAGGACUUGAGCAAAGAAGAACCUGCAAAAGAACUUGCAAAAGAACCUGAAAAAGAAACAUCAUCGCCAAAGACUAAGAAUCCAGACACAAAAUUGGAAAGCGACUCCAGAAGGGAUAUACUUAAAACUGCUGCCGAAGUUUUAUUCAUGAAGAAGGUGCUAGAAUCUAAACAGAAAUCAAAACGAAAGAGCAAGAAACACGAAGAUCCGAACGGCUCAAGGCAAAGCUGA